GUUUAUGAAUUUUGUACACAGUAGUUCGGUACCUGUGUGUAAAGAACCUUGUGUAAUAGUAGCUGCAUUUUAACGAUGAUUUCGAUUAUUUUACACUAUUUGUUUGAUUAUUUUACCUUAGUAAGUACGUCCGUGACUGUCUUACUUCUGUAUUAUUUUUCAACUUCCACAUACGACAAAUGGCAAAAAGCGAAAGUACCGCAUAUGAAACCCGUUCCGUUAUUUGGGAAUUUAGUAAAAUCACUACUAGGGCUUGAAAACCAAGCAGUAGCGUUCGAUAGAAUUUAUAAACAGUUUCCGGAUAAAAAAAUUUGUGGGUUUUAUCAGAUGAGGACGCCAUAUCUAAUGAUUCGAGAUCCAGAAUUGAUCAAUUCGAUGCUCAUCAAAGACUUUGCGUAUUUCACCGACCAUGGUUUCUAUUUGGAUCCGUCGAUCAAUCUCAUGUCAAAUAGUCUGUUUUUCAUGAACGGACAGAGAUGGAAGAUAAUGCGACAAAAGCUCAGCCCUGGGUUCACGUCCGGUAAACUCAAGUUGAUGUACGACCAAGUCAAAGCCUGUAGCAAAGAGCUAUUAAUCUAUCUCAAUAAAAAAUCGAAUAUGACCGAUGAAAUUGAGAUACAUGAUUUGUUGGGGAAAUACGCCACCGAUGUCAUUGGGACAUGUGCUUUCGGUUUGAAAUUGGGUAGUAUGACAGAUGAAGACAGUGAAUUUCGGAAAAAUGGACGACAAUUAUUCAAAACAACAUAUAGACAGCUCAUCGUCGUCAUGUUGGGCAUGAUUUCACCGAAAAUUCCAAAUAUGUUGCAAAUUCAACAAUUUUUACCGGAAGUAAUCGAAUUUUUUAAUUUAACAUUUAAAGAAGUCAUUACGUAUAGGGAAUCGAAUGACGUGAAAAGAAACGAUGUGGCACAAACAUUGAUGCAAGCUAGAAAAGAGCUUGUUUUGAAUAACGAUUCAUCCCCUGAAGAAAAAUUUACGGAAAUGGACAUUAUUGCAAAUGCGAUUUUACUGUUUAUUGCUGGUGCUGAACCUGUAUCCGAUACGUUAGCUUUUUGUUUUUAUGAAUUAGCGUUGAAUAAACCAAUCCAAGACAAACUGCGUCAGCAUAUUUUCGAGACAAGAGAAAAGCAUGGCGGAGAGUUCAAUCACAAUUACUUGGCGGAUCUACAUUACGCCGACAUGGUUUUAUUGGAAACAAUGCGCAAACACAGUGGAGUUAUUGUUCUAUUUAGAGAAGCGACUAAGGCUUACCAAGUACCCGACCAGUCACUAGUUAUUGAAAAAGGACAAAAGAUAAUAAUACCAAUUUAUAGCUUUCAUCAAGAUCCCAAGUAUUAUCCUAAUCCAGACGUUUUCGAUCCAGAAAGAUUUUCUCCUGAGGAAAAAUCAAAACGGCCUAAUGGCACUGAAUUAUUUUUCGGAGAUGGACCUCGUUUUUGUAUAGGAAAACGUUUGGCUGAGUUGGAAUUAAAAUUAGGUUUAUCAGAAAUAAUUUCCAACUUUGAACUUUUACCAUGCAGCAAAACUGAAAAUCCAAUACAAAUUUUAGCAAAAGGAAUGGCUGUAAACCAAAGAAUGGCAUUUGGUUGACUCUAAAACCAAUCAAUACAUCAUAACAGGUCUAUUAAUGAUGAUCAUAUUCAUGUGCCUGUAUAGUGUUUAAUAAUAAUAUAUUUUUUACACUUGAA
Messenger RNA from Rhopalosiphum padi (bird cherry-oat aphid), 1688 nucleotides. RefSeq names its product cytochrome P450 6k1-like. NCBI's taxonomy places the organism in Eukaryota, Metazoa, Arthropoda, Insecta, Hemiptera, Aphididae. Gene Ontology annotation, molecular function: monooxygenase activity; iron ion binding; heme binding. The record is from RefSeq and is a predicted model, not a curated record.